GACGUACAGUCCUCCACUCUGCGCUGAUGCAGGGGGGUUUCCAUCAUGGCGUCGAUGCAGGUAAGAAUACAAUCGCCAGCGGUCGCAUAUAUACAAUUUACCUGACCUUCAUUGUGGCUGUCCCUGCUAGUUUAUCACCCACUUUGUUCUCAUACAUGUAUUCGGUAAAAGUAGCCAUGACAUUAUAGUAAAAGCGGAGAUAUUCAUCAGCAAAGAAGCGCUCGGUCUUAGCUAGCAAUACAACUAGCCCAUCAUCCACAGCACCAAGUCAAGGCGAACGUAGAAAUCAGCUUCCUGGAUACACGGUUGAUUUAUUCACUGGCGGGUUCGUAUUGUAGUGGAAACAAAUGGAUGGUAUCUCAAGGAGUAAGAUGGUAUGAGCUGAAAUUCAUUGUGUUUUUAUCUAAUUGAGUGCUGUUUGGGUGACGUUGACGUAAGCUAGCUAACGAGACAGUGCGCAGAUUGAGUGGUUAGUUUGUGCCGAACAGGUGCAUCGGUGUGACAUUUUUUUUCUAUACAAAAAAGAAACUAUAAAUGUGACUUUAUAAAAUGAUUAACACUGAUGCAUAUUGCUUUGGUGUGGCGCUUAUUCUUCCCCCUGUCAUUAAUUGUUCCAUUUAUAAACGAGGUAAACGAGUUAUGUCAGUCAGGGUGGAGUUUGACCAUAACUACAUUUGGGACACUCGCUUUUACGUGCCGCCAUUAAAUGCACCAUAAUAAAUCAAGCUCAAAUAUUCACUAAAUGCUCGUUGCCAUCGCUCCCCUGACGCUUUUUUUGAUAAAUCCUUUUUUUUCUUCCUCAACAGAAAAGGCUACAAAAGGAAUUAUUAGCCCUGCAAAAUGAUCCACCCCCAGGAAUGACGCUAAAUGAAAAAAGUGUACAAAACACCAUCACACAGUAAGUGUUUUUCUACUUUAGACAUGAUUUUUUUCCCUCUUUGAAUACUUCUCCAUCUCCACCUCCAGCUUCCUUGAAAUGGGUGACUAAUAUCAGUGACUAAACACGAAAUUGAGUGUGGCUCCAUGGAGUAUCAUGCCUCAUCACUGUGACAGAGCAGUGUGGCGAACAUGUCUGCAAAGAAGCUGUUGAAAAAGAAGUAGUAGGAGGGUUUAACACAUUCACACACGCACGCUCGGCUCUUGUUUGUACUCUCAGCAGCGACUGUUGAGGAGGAAUUCGGGUCAUUUCAGACACUGGCAGAUCUGGCCCCUCACUGGAAAGUCUCUAAAGCAUAGUGUCACUAUUCAUCCUAAUGAAAUAUUCAGUAGUUGGCAUGCGGGAGUUGGGCUAGGGUAGCAUGGAACAGAGGCUACUUAGCUGACCUUUCCGUCUGGGUUUCUUGGCGUUCACUUAAAAGCCCAUGAAUAUACCGACUAAGUGAGUUGUGUCUGAUAAACAGAAACAAAAAACUGAGAAAUCUGUGUUUGCAACCUUUACAUUAAAAUGUACUGCCUGAUUGUACUCAUGCUUCAAAAGAGUCAUUACACUGCCUUGCUGCGUGCUGUGGUUGAUACAAGAACAUUUUGUUAUAAUGCACGAUGCAUGACGUCUGCCGCUCUCUUAUUAGAUAACAAUAGUCUGAUCACAAUGAGCAAAUGUUUUGUUUUUGUCAGACUGAAGAGAGCUCCUGAAACCUGUUUGGCUGGCUUCCACAUGCAGUGGAUCCCAGGUUUGACAUGGUAUUUAUGGGUGUGGCUUUUUUUUUCCCCUCAAGUGUGAUGUUUAAGGUCUUUUUACCCUGCGGUAGUUUUGUGUCAUUUGAUUGACAGUCGUUGGGAUUUGCUUGUUUUAUCACAUACGUCCCAGUUGAGUAAGAUACAGAUACUGUGUUCCUGUUUUAUGUAAAAACGAAGCUUAUCCCUUUCCUAAAAAACAAACAUCAUACACAUGGUGCCUGUGGUGGAGAUAAGGUGUACUGCGUGUUAGCACACUCCGUCUUUCAGUGCUCUUCAUUAGAUUAAAAUCUUUCCGUUGACUGUGUGAUAGACAGUUGGCUCAGCUUGAUGCUAUAAUGGGUUGGUCUCUGCAAACAAGGAAACUGCAGCUUUUCACCAUUGUGGAAUCUCUCAGAGAUGUUCAGCCACUUUUUUUUUCUUCCUGAAACUGAUACCUGAACUAAAAGUUUGCAGACAUACGAGUGCCAAUCCAACAUCAGUAUUAAAAAGAAAUCAUGUGAAGUCAGUGUAAUCAGCUUACAAGAAAAGAAAAUAUUUAGUUAACUAGAAUAAGAUGAGAUGAUAUUUUAGCUCUAUGAGACUGUAAAAAUAAUGAAAUAGCAUUUCAGUGGAACCAAACUCACAAAGUGUAGAAUAUUGCAGGCCCAUUUAAAAUGUCGUGAAACUUUAGUAAAACGCCUUCCCACAAAUUAAAAACAAAUCAUAUAAAGCCAGUGUAAAAAAGUAGCACUGAGUUUUUCUGAGUCUUAUUCUUCGAGGCAAACAAUCAGUCAGUCUCUCAAAACUCAAAGUGCACAUUUUUCUGCAAGAUUCUGGUUCAGGUAUCAAUCUAGCUUAUCCCCUAAAAAUGUACACCUCAUGUACAGAUGCCAAAGUUUUCAUUGCAGCAGUCACUUCUUUGACUCCAGGGCCUAAACCCUUCACUGCAUGUCUACCCUCAUACUCCUCUUCCAGCAUUCCACUUCUCUCUUCAUCAAUGUCACUCUCUUUCUGCUAACAUAGAACCUAGGGGUGGGUAUCUUCGACUGUCUCACGAUUCGAUUCGAUUCCAAUUUUUGGGACCACGAUUCGAUUUCUGAUCAUGAUCUACUCCACUCUGCUGUGCAAGACAGAAUGACAAAUAAAGACAUUUAAGUGUCUUUUUCACAUUUAUUAAGCUUUAAGCAUUUAUCUAUGCUUAGAUGGAAUUUUUUACAAGCAAUAGGCGAUAGACCAGGUUUAUUUUUUUUGCCUGCGUUGGUCUGCAGCUGGCGGCUGAGUCUGCUCCGUGUCUCUCAUCUCCGGGUGAUGCCUUAUAAUGUUUUGUUGCUGAAAUGCUUGAUUCUAGUUUUACAAUUUCGGCACACUGCGUGUGUCAUGUCCAGCUCAGUAUGUCCGGGCAUUCGGUAAAAUCCGAAAUGACGCCAAACUUAAGCUUUUAGUGAAGACAGGGCUGGCUGGAUCUCCUUUUCCUCCAUCAUUGUAUUUCCUUCUUUGUUUUGGUGCCUUCUGCACAUGCGUGCAUUCCAGAACCGUCUGCGUGAUGACGUCAGGACGUCCAGCGUAGUUCCAAAAUGAAGGCAGACAGGCAGCGGAUAUUUAAUCUUUUAAUAACGAUUUUGGGACAUUUUAAAUAGAUUAUGAAUCGUAGUAAAUUAGAAUCGUGAUUCUUGUGUAAAUCGAUUUUUUUGGCGCACCCCUAAUAGAACCUGCAUCUAAUUCACCAACAAAUGGUCCAAGACCCUCAGGUUGGUACAGUCCACAGAACGGAUGCUUAGGUUGAUUUGGAAAAUUGAUUUGAUGGGUAUUUUAAUUGAACAGUAUGGUCCCUGUUCCAUCUGUUAGCAUGUAGGCGGCAGGUUUAAGACCUGUGCUGCAGCCAGUGAGUAGGGGGAGCUCUAAAUCUUUUGGCUUCACAAUCAGUCGACAACUAUGCCAUAUAUUUAUUUAGUUAAAAGUCUUUGGUACUGACCAAUCAGAAUCAGGUAUUUCCAACAACACUUUGAUACUUCUCAUCCUUGAGUAUGAUAUGCAUGCUGUAUUAUCUGGCGAAUAUAAAACAUUGCAAAGUGUUUGCAGAUAUUUACAGAUAAUGUUCCACUAAAACUGUAUUUUAUCAUCUUAGUCAUACUUCUGUAGAAGGUUUUGGCUCCUAUUUAGAAUCUCCCUGAGAAUGAAUAAUGAAAAACACACAUCUAAAACCAAGUGGUGCUCAUAGAAAUCUGUGUUUCUCACCAUGCUGACAGUGGGUUUUAUAGCUGCUUGUGAUAUUGUGUUUCCUGCUAAAAGUGUCUGAGAAUCAUUGAUUUUUAACAUGAAACUGCUUUUCAGUUCAGGUCAGACUAAUGCCUCGUUUUCAGUCAACACUGCACAGUGCUCCAUCAUAAUGGAUUCGAUUUCUUAAAUUCUGUAUGUUAUUUCCACUGUUGUUAUUGUCCCCUAUCUCUAGAUAGAUAGUGAUGUUUAAGGCGAUGGGGAGUUUUAGCAAUUUGAGCAUUAUGUCCUUGGAGUCCUUGGCCGUGUUUAGCGUGGGUUGCGUCAGGUGUAACUCAUAAAUAGUAAGACUGCCUCCCCUUAAGCUGCUCUGCCUGGAAGAAAAAUGAAGCUCCUUAUAGACGCUUUGACCGCCGGACUUUCUGAGGGGGCAGUUUCAAACUGCACUGACCUUGUACGGUGGCCUAAAUGAUCACAUGCCUGAGGCUAGAUUUGAAAGACACACAAGGCUGUACCUCUGAACAACUGCCACAAGUCUCUUUGGCGUCCUUUCUGGAGGAAAUUAGGCCAAAGAUUGUGCUGCUGCCAUCAGUGUUCCUUUUUUUCUCCUCUGAGGUUUCUGCUAUGAGGAGGUGAUGGCUGCUUUAUCAGCGAGGCUACAUCCGGCCUCUGUUUUAUGGCUAUGGAGAUGCUGCACACUGAGCAGACAGAUUGUCUUUUGACUGAGAGAGCCAGCAUCAAUCCAAUGCUUUUACGGCCAUCUCUCUUUCCCAGUAAGACAUUGAAUCCCUCGUAGCUCUGUCAGCACAGUCCUGUAGCAAGGCCACAGAGGCGAAAAUAGAUUUGUCCAGCAGAUCAAUAAGAGUAUCACAUUAAUUCUGAGCUACUGUCAUAACCCAGCUGUCUAUUCAAUGGCAGUGGAAUGAGUCAGACUUCAGGCCUUUGAUUCUACACCUACUGCUGCAUUGGCAGCUCACACUGAGUGUGAUUCUUUUAUUUGUUUUAAUAAGACGUGCUCCAUGAAAGUUGAACUGGUUUUGAACUAAAGUACUCCAGAAGGAGAAAGAGUAACAGUGCUUUAUUUAUCACCACUCAUCAGGUCUUAAAACUGUAUCCCUGGAAGUGGUUCUGACGGGAAUUUACUUGUACACAUCUGCUAAUUAGCAGUUCAUGAUUGGAGUAUUGUUUUUGCAGGGGUGUAAUUAUAAAGGUCUAAAUGUAUUGGACAAGUUAGAUUCUUUUUACUUGAUGAUUAAAGAAAAUAUUGAAAGUCUGAGGGACACCAAAGUCAUCCAGGUACAUUGUUGGAGUACAACAAGUGUGUAUAUUAGGGCCCAACCAAUGCAUUUCUCAGCAUUUUUUUCCUGAAAAUAUCGGCGAAAAUCUGUGAGUUUUGGCCGAUUACCGAUUAGUCUCAUACGGGCUAAAAAUGGCCGAUUUGAUUGGCUCGCUGAUAAAUCAGUUGGGCCCUAGUGUAUAUCAAAGAUGAACCAUUUUCGAUAGUUUUACUUCCUGCUAGUUUGGCCUAAAACAUAACAACUAUGUGAUAAAAAAGCACAGAAAUGAGUCGUAGUUAAAGGAAGUGUUGACCUGAUGCUGUAGUUUAACUGGGAAAUUAAGUAUCUGUUGUGUUUCUUUUUCCACUGUCUUUUUAAAAACUGCUUCAGUUGUAGGAUGAUCCAGCUUGGGUCAAAUCCCUGGUUUUUGAACUUUAGAGUAAGAGGCUAAGUUUGCUUGGAACAUAGGAAGCUUAGAGAGCCGAGUGCCCUCUCAGUUUGGGGUAAUUCAUGGAAACUUGAACUGUUUGAAUCUGAGCUCUAAACAAACGUGAACAUUUCUUGGUUGUUAAAAAAUAAAUGGAUGUCCACAGUUUUCUGCUCCUCUUGUUUGUUUUAGUGAAUUUAAUCAUCUGAUGCUUUUGAUUUCAGGUGGAUUGUAGACAUGGAGGGAGCACCUGGCACACUGUAUGAAGGAGAGAAAUUUCAGCUGCUUUUCAAAUUUAGUGGUCGAUACCCUUUUGAUUCACCUCAGGUAAGAAAUCUAUCUCCAUGUGUCACUUUGAAAAAGGCUGAACGUUAUUGUUUAAUUGUUUGAAUUUAUGUAUAUGCCACAUGAUUAAACACUCAUUCUGGUGAUAAAAUGGGUUUAUGCAAAACACAGAAUUCAGGGAACUUUUAAAGACAUGGUGGAUUAGAGAAAAUACUAAACAGAAUUUCUAGAGCUUGUCUGGCUAAAUGCCCCUAAUCUAUAAUUCAAACAAAUGUAAUCUUAAAUAAUAGAGGAGAUUGCAAAAGCAGUCUUGCAGGUACAGUGAACAUGAGUGCUCAUUUCUAAGAUCAAAAAAUGAGAGUGAAACAGUCCAUCUCUCUACAACAAUCCCACGACGAAACACUCUGCUGUUGUUUGUGGAAUGAGUCUAAGCCUGGAAACAUUGGAGCCAGAAAUCACUGACAGAGACACCGGCACAGAGCAUCCGCUAAAGCCACGUUUGAGGAGAUUAGUUUAACUCAACAAUCUUGUUUCACUCAUUGGGAGCUUUGCCAUCUAUAAAUAGAGGGUGAGUCGGUGUAGAGAAAAUUAGAUAAACUUAGCUACUAUGCUCUUAAAUAGGAAGGACAGGCUAUCUAAGUAGCCCUCUGUUGGACCACAGAGUCAACUGCUGCAGUGCAUUAUAGGUAAUCUAAGGAGCUUCAGCGAUGACAUGCUUCGCUUUGUGGUGAUGGACUGUGCGCUGUUACACUCUGUAGCAGGUUUUGUCGACUUCAAAUCCACUGGGGGAUUUCGGAGGACAUCUAUCUCACACUGUGCGAUGCUAGUCAGUUUGUCACAGGCCUCAUCAAACUCAGUGGAUAACAUUUGUGAGAUCAGGAACAAUGUACUCGACUUUGUACUUGCACAUAUUUAUGCAUUUGUUACCUGUUGAAAUCUAUCUUUUCAGCUGUUUUUUCCUCAUCAAUCAUGCCUCAUAUCCUCCUACCUUUUAACUGACUCAUAUUAAUACGAGUUUAUCCCUGGUUUUGUGUUGCAUAGAUUAUGUGGAUGUUACGGUUACAAAGCAUAAGUCUGUAUUUUUUUACGUUACGCCCCAGAAAACUGAAAGUUCUUUGCGGGCGGAACUUAAACCUCGGCUAGAGAUUGUCGAGCAACAUUAAGAUUACCUACAGGGCCUGUCUACUCAGACUGAAGAGCUUGAUGUUUUCGAUGUAGUGCCAGCUCCACUUUGUGCUCCUAUCUGUGACACUCAUCCUGUCAGCUCAGUGAUGUAGACUCUGCACUCUCCUGUGAGGCCCUGUCUGGUGCCACACUGACUCAACCCAUUGUUACCCUCCAUCGCCCUCUUUAGCCCCCCCUUUUUUCUCUCGACUUCAGCACUUUAGUCCUGAGUUGCGCUCCUUUCAUCACACUUUCUGUAUCUUCAUGCUCAGCCCUCACUCCCGCUCCCUUUUACCGCCUAAUAUCCCUGUUACUUUUAAUAACCGCUGCUCCGCUUUUCAUCAGAUGUGUCCUCUCUCUUCCCCCCCUCUAACCCCCGCCCUGGCCCCAGUGUCCUAAUCCCAGAGCCUCAUAUCAUCACAGAGGGCUAAAUCUGUGCUUAAACUGCAACUACCAUUAUUUUUUUUGGCAAAGUCCCACAUUUUUCAGACAAGAACUCUCCUAAGAUUUCUGCAUGACCACUAAAAUACCACAAAUAAUCUUACAGAAGCUUUUUUUUUGUAUCAUCACCUUUUCUGGUUUAGUAACUGAUCUUGACUGACUUCUCUUUGUGCUGCUUUUGCAGGUAAUGUUCACAGGAGAGAAUAUACCUGUUCACCCUCAUGUGUAUAGUAACGGUCACAUCUGUCUAUCUAUUCUAACGGAAGAUUGGUCGCCAGCACUCUCAGUGCAAUCUGUAUGUCUUAGCAUUAUCAGCAUGUUGUCCAGCUGCAAAGAAAAGGUAGGAAACCUGACAUGAUGACAAAAUGCAGGAAGUGCUGGUUUGUAAAACGCUUGUAUUAAAUGUGAAUGUGUUGUUUUUUUGACAGAGACGACCGCCUGAUAACUCCUUUUAUGUAAGAACGUGUAACAAAAAUCCAAAGAAGACAAAAUGGUGGUAUCACGGUGAGUAUCUUAACCUUGCAUGUCUUUUUUUUUUUUUUAAUGAGCACUACUACAGAGUGAAGAAAAAGAACUUCUCAUCCUGGUGACUUUUGAAGGUCAAAUUUAUCAUGUUAGGUCCUUUCACACCGGGACCGUUUCUGUCGUGCGAUUAUUUCGGUCGUCAAUAUUUUUUUUCAAACCCGUAUCCUGUCAAUACAGGCGUUCACAUCAGCGACGUUUUCCCGUUCUGCAAUAUUGCGACAUUUAUUUUGUCGGAUCAUGGUCGAUUUUUUUAAAGUUUCGCAUACUGUGUGUCCACUUCUGAGCAAUCAGAUUAUGUGUUGUUGCGAUGUCUGAUUCACUGAUAUAGCCAACAUGGCCGACCGGCUGAUUGUUUACAUGUCUGUAAUAUUUGUGUCUUUUAUCAAAAAGCACUCUGUUCUCAAAGAUAACGACCUGAAGGACAACUUGUGGAGAGUCAUAGCGUCGGAUCUUUUAUAUGUUGAUAGUUUGUGUGCUUUAACAGUUUGCUAAAAGUCUUUGUUUUAACUUUCAUCUGUGCUAAGUAACUGUAGCUUGUAGGCUAACAGAUACAACAUACCAUAUGUAUUUUCACUGUCUCAAACUCAGUCGCGUUACUGUCACAGCACCAUUAGGUCUCAGUUGUUACCUUAAGUUUAUGGAUUAUAGUUUGAUGUGCUUAUCUGGUACUGGCCCUGACUCAGUACAUGCUAUCAUGACAGACAGACAUCUCAACACUAGUGUCUAAUCAGAACUGAAAAACAGUCAGUCUGCUGUUGUGUCAGUCUUCUCGCUUCCUCCCUGGACAUGUCUUUUUCCCUCUUGGAAAGUUGCAAAAUCGCAUCGGGCUUGAUGUGUAUAGUCAGGCGCGUCAAAAUUUGCCUCAGAAUAUUUUGCGUUCUAUAUUCGCGUCAGCCCUGGUGAGCAAGGACCUUUACUGUGAACAUUUUCUGUGGAAAUUGUAACAUCAGAGUUCCAGUUUCAGGCGUUAGAAACUAAAAUAUGAAAGUUUUCAACUUGUUGUUAGUGCUCGUUUGCUUUUGGGUAUCAUGAAAAGACAUCAGUAUGAGUUUCAGCCAAUCUCGUUUGAUAUAUAAAAAAAACCUCCUGAUAAAAGCUUUAAAGUUCAAAUAUUUGUUUUCUGUAAUCUGGCUCACUUCUUUAGAAGACAGAGAUGCUGAUCCUCGCUAUUCUUACUGUUUGUAAUUGUAUUCUUUGUUUUCCUUCACAGAUGAUACAUGCUAAUGUACAAACUUUGUAAUAGUCGUAGAAGAAAGAAGUCCUACUGACCUACGUAAAGCACUUUUUAAUCAUUCAGUCUUUGAACUCUGACCUUUGACUGGAAUAAUGGACACCAUGCGCUGGAGGCUCUUGACUGCAUUACCCCCCAUGGAUGGUUGGAUGCAUGUUUUAGACGGUUGUAUCAAAUAGAGAGCGGGAAAACGGUUUAGGUGCACCCGGGGCGGAUCGUUAUAUUUGCUAAAGGUGGUAAAUGCAGCAAGCAGGCGAGGUGGAUUUGUGGUGAGGAAAUUAUAAUUCCUGUUUUAAGAUUAUUAUUGUUACCUUUUUGUUUAUGUGUGGGUGCAUUUUAAGGUCCUUGUGUUGUGCAAUAAGAACUGAUGGAUGCAUGCUUGGGCCUACAAAGAGAAAUCCAAAUCUAAUUGUGUUCCUGAAGGGAUCUGACCAUCAUUGCCCCAAGAAAAUGCUUCAUCUGUUUGUUUUUUGAAUAUUAUGCACUGUGAAAGUAGUUUUAAAAAGGCACUAUUAGUAUGGUAUUCCCAACUUGCAGUUGUUCUGUAAGCAGUCCUCCACUUAUUUAUCAGGUUUAAGGGGUUUAAGUUUGCAAAAGUGUAUCAAGAGAAAACACAGUUAUCUCCUUCAUCUUCCAACUUGAGACCCGGCUUCCUGGACAGAAUGUCGGUACUGGUGGGAAUUAAAAAAAUAACACGCGACACGACAGAUGUCUUGGUUGAGAACAUCUCCUCGUCAAAGAAUGGGCUGAACUCGUGAAGCGUUCGCUUGUCCAGCCUUGAAGAUGCGCAGCGGCCUCUCUUCCGUUUUUCAGAAUGUCUGUUUAGAGAACGUUGUCGCACAACCCAUUUUUAUUUGUAUGAUACUUUUUAUUUUUUAAUUUCAUGCUUUAAUCUUCUGAAAUGUUUGAUUUUAAUGUCUCGAGUUGUUUUUUUGUACUGUUUUUCAACUAGCUGAUACUUUAAAAAAAAAAAAAAGAGGGGAGGGGGGUCUUUUGAUGGGUCAGUAUAUUCUGAUUUUUCUUUUCUUUUUUUUGUAUUAUUUAAUUUAAUUCUCCACAACGGUAACGAAUGACAAAAAGGAGUGUCUUUAUCGGAGAAGUAAAGACGAGGCUUUCGUGAUUCCCCCUGGUCAGAGUUUUGGCUCAGGUACUUUUUUCAAUAUAGAGAUCACCUCUUAAAAGAUACCUAUCAGAUAUUUUGAAUUUAACUAUAUUUUCACCAAAAGAGACUGUUAUGUUGUGAAAUUAUAACAUGUCUGAAACUAUUGUAUAUAAGUCUUGAAAUUGUUGGAUGGAGUGAAAGAAAUUAGCAGAGGAUGCAUUUACUUUAUAGCAGAUUGAUAAUAGGAGUGCUUUAUUUCAUUGGACUUAGGCCUGCAUCUUUUGCUAAUUAGGAUGUGUACAGACAGCAACAAACACUACUGUUGGUUCAAAAUAGAAAAAAAAAAAGUUUAGUAGUUUUUAGUGGGGGUGCAUGCAGUUUAAACCCUACUUUUUCUUAUUGGCAUCAGACAUCAUAACAACUUUUAGUCUUUCCAUAACUUGGGUAAUGGUUUUAUAGGAUGGAUACUACAAAGCUCACCUCCAGAGGCUGUGUGGCUCUGUCAUUUCAGACUGUAAUCACUCCAUUCCUAAACAAAUGUUUUAUUGCCAUCCAGUCAGAGAUACUUGAAUUUUCCACCUUGGGUUGUUUGUAUUGCGUUUGCUUUUUUUUCCAGGGUCUAGGUGAAUUUCUUGAAUGAACAUGAGUGAAUGUGAUGAUGCUCUAUACUGUAGAGGAGAUUACCACAGCACACCGCUAUCUCAAAAACUAUAUUGAUAACUUAAAGACAUCUAUUUAACCAAUGAUUUUUUUUUUUAAAAGCUUCAUAGUAACAGUCUUGUCUGCUGUCACCGUGCCAGGACGAAGAGACGGUAGGCCUGAAAUGAUUGUGUAAAUGUAGUCCCAACAGCAUUUGUGUGUGGGGACAAGAGGCCUCAUCCAUACAGUGGCUCAACGGCGAUCUGAAAAACAUGCGAGCAAAUAUGUUACAAGGGUUUGGAUGUGACUUUUUUUUUUUUUCCUAGGUUUUUUUUUCUUUUUUUUUCCUUUUUCAAUGUGGUUUGAACUCUUAGCUUGCAAGUUGUUGUGAGUGAUCAACACUAAUGAGGGUGUGUUAUUUAUAUUUGAAAUUUUGUUCUGGGAUGUGCAAGCCCCGAUGUAAUAGGUGCCUGUUCAUUUUCAUAAUCAGUAAUAAAAGCAAAGAUUCACUUUUAUUCAA
Xyrichtys novacula (pearly razorfish) is the source of this 11481-nucleotide messenger RNA. Lineage: Eukaryota; Metazoa; Chordata; Actinopteri; Labriformes; Labridae. The record is from the annotation of a GenBank genome assembly.